Rhipicephalus sanguineus (brown dog tick) is the source of this 2214-nucleotide messenger RNA. RefSeq lists its product as uncharacterized. The transcript has 3 exons. The coding region runs from base 1 to 2145 and encodes 714 amino acids. Lineage: Eukaryota; Metazoa; Arthropoda; Arachnida; Ixodida; Ixodidae. The record is from RefSeq and is a predicted model, not a curated record.
AUGCGCGCCGCGUUUCACGCACGUCGGCGUAACUUUGGCUACGAAGAGACCCCGCCGGUGCGCAUGCGUGGGAAAGAGAGUCAGCGGGGAGUCGUUAGCGAAUGUAUUUCCUUGUUCUUCCUAGGGCGAAGAACCAAGUUCAAGGAGUCUGUGCUCAAUGAAAUCGACGCCAACAAUGACCCCAUUCAUCUUUGGUGCAAAAGUGGAGUUAAAGACACGGAAGCACUCUGUGUUGUCUGCAAUUGCACUAUUGAUUGCUCACAACAAGGUAUUGCUGCAGUAAAACGCCAUGCAACGAUGAAAAAGCACAUCCAUGCUACUGCAAAGAACAGAGACAAAAAUGGAAACCUCCAGCCUCCUAAGUUGGUGCAAGCUGCUUUGAACUUUUCACCGGGAGCCUCUAGCACCUCUCUACAAGAUAAAGUUUUGAAGGCUGAAGCAAUGUUUGCCAUGUCUAUCACAACCAAGUGCAUCCCAUUUUCGUGGGGCGACACCGCAACGGAUAUCUACCACAGAAUGUUUCCAGACAGCAGUGUUGCCAAGGGCUUCAGAUGUGGCAGGUCAAAGCUGUCACGCAUCGUGUCUGAUGGACUGGGCCCAUAUUUCAAAUCUAAAGUGGUGGAUGAACUAUGUCAUCCGGGUGUUUUCUAUUCCAUUAUGGUGGAUGAAACACCAAAGCCUGACCAGCGAGUGCAGCAACUUGAUGUGCUUGUAAGGUUCUUCUCUGAAGCGGAACAGCAUGUUGUCGUUGAACAUGUCCAGUCGUAUAAUCUUGGACGGGCUACCGCUGAGAUCAUUGUCGGCUGUGUAGAAGAUGCACUUGUUCAGCUGCCACGACAGGGCAUCAUUUGUUUCUUUAGUGACGGUCCGAACGUCAUGAAAAGUGUCAGAAGAAAGCUAGAACAGCAUAUGACAUCAAGCAUUGCCGAUGUCGGUCACUGCAGCUUGCACAAAGUCCACAAUGCUUUUGCAAAGGGAUUAGAUGCUUUUGGAUCUGAUGUAGAAGAAGUGGUAAGAAAUGUUUACUAUUACUUCAAAUCUGCUGUCCGCUCAGAUAUAUUCAGAGAAAGCCAGAACGUCCUAGGUAUUCCGUCGCAUGUGUUUUUGCGACAUGUGUCGAACAGGUGGCUCACAUUACAAGAAUCACUGUGCCGUAUUCUGGAGCAGUUUGAUGCCAUUAAGAACUACUUUGAAAAAGCAAAGAAGACUGGCCAGCGCUCUGCUACCCAAAGUCUUCAUAACAAACUGGCUGUGGCAUUCUCGCAGAAACCACUUUAUGCUAAGGUACUUUUCCUGAAGAACUGUGCUGAGCUAUUCACAGGCUUCCAGAAGCUGUUUCAGAAAAAAGAACCACUUUUGACCAUUCUUCAUGCGGAAUUGUUGUCAUUAGUUCGGAGAGUUCUUAGCCGCGUCUUGCGCAAUGAAGCCUACCAGGGCAAGACUGUUGAUGAUCUGAAGAGCCUUAACCUGCAAGAUUCCACACUGUGGAAGACAAAGCCCGAGCUGGGUAUGGAUACAGAUAAUGCAAUGCGGAUCUGGGACAUCCCUGAAAAAAAGCGUUUGUGGCUUGGGGCCCGUGCUUUUUACAUAGCGUGCUCACAAGACUUGCUGCAAAAGCUACCUCUUGGAAACAAACUGCUGCAACAUGCAAGAAUUCUUGGCUUGCACUUCACAGAUGCAGACUCUGAAGCCCGCUCACGUCUUCUUGAGGGCCGUGCCUCUUUGUCUCUUCAUAGCCUGACUGGACUACGGCAGGUUAAGACGUAUUUGCAAAGAUACAGUGGGGAUGCCACCAAAGUACCCCUGUCACCUAAGCUACUCCGAUGUGUAAAGAAGGCAAGGACAUGUUAUGCAGAGAGGCUUGGAAAGGAAAGUGAGGAUUCAGAGGUGACGAAGCGUGCAACCACACAGACCCAGCCCAAUGCCAUUACUGUGGAACGUCUGAAAAAGGACCUAAAUGAAAAGGUUGAGUCAUGCCGCGCAUUACUUAAACGCGCAGAAGAGACAAUCUCUACUGGUUUGGCUCACAAGAGCAUGGAGCAGGUUCAAAUUGGGCAACUGUUGUUAGCUGAAGGGAAUGAGAGCUUGGCUGCUGCACUUCUCGAGCUUGAUGAGCUGGAAAAAAAAAGUAGCAAAAGCCACUGACGGAAAGAACUUUCCAUGUUUUCAUUGCGCAAUGUGUAUGGGUUAAAUACAAAAAACAUUAUUUAUGGU